CUGAAGCAUUUCCUGGGAGCAGUCUGACUACGUCCCACUGGGAGGGUUUUCUGGGUUGCAGGACAGCCUGCAGAGGGAUCCUGCAGCAGGAGAGGGAGGAUUCAGGAGCACCAUCCAUAGUUGCCUCUGGCAGGACGAGGGCUCCCAGGCAAGGUCAUGGCCCUCCCGUGGCUCCUCUGGAUGUGGCUGCUGCUCACGGGGACGCAAGGUGUGGAAGAUGGUGACAUGCGGCUGGCCAACGGGGACACCGCCUAUGAGGGCCGUGUGGAGAUCUUCUACAGAGGCCAGUGGGGGACAGUGUGUGACAACCUGUGGGACCUGAUGGAUGCCAGAGUUGUCUGCCGGGCCCUGGGCUUUGAGAAUGCCACCAAAGCUCUCGGUAGAGCUGCCUUUGGGCCAGGAACGGGCCCUGUCAUGUUGGAUGAGGUGCAGUGCACAGGGACAGAGCCCUCACUGGCCGACUGCGCAUCGCUGGGCUGGCUGAAGAGCAACUGCGGGCACGAGAGGGAUGCUGGCGUGGUCUGCAGCAACGUAACCAGAGGCGUCUACACCCUUGACCUGUCCAGCGAGCUCGCCGUGGCUCUCGAGCAGAUCUUUGAUAGCCAGAGGGGCUGUGACCUGUCCAUCAGGGUGAAGGUGAAGGAGGAGGAAGACCUGGGCCUCUGCGCCCACACGCUGAUCCUGUCCACCAACCCUGAGGCCCAGGCCCUGUGGAAGGAGCCGGACAGCACCGUCACCAUGGAGCUGGACGCCGAGUGUGUGCCCGUCGUCAGAGACUUCAUCAGGUACUUCUACUCCCGCAGGAUCGACAUCUCGCUGUCGUCCGUGAAGUGCUUCCACAAGCUCGCCUCUGCCUACGGGGCCGAGCAGCUGCAGAGUUACUGCGGGCGCCUCUUCGCCGUCCUCCUGCCCGAGGACCCCUCUUUCCAGAUGCCCCUGGACCUACACGCCUAUGCACUGGCCACCCAGGACCCCGUGCUGGAGGAGGUCUGCGUGCAGUUCCUGGCCUGGAACUUCGAGGCCCUGACGCAGGCCGAGGCCUGGCCGAGCGUCCCCGUGGGCCUGCUCCAAGUGCUGCUCUCCAGGAGUGAGCUGGCCGUGCCCAGCGAGCUGGCCCUGCUGACGGCCGUGGACGUCUGGAGCCGGGAGCAGCGCGCCUCCCACGGGGAGGUGGAAGACCUGGUGGAAAAGGUCCGGUUCCCCAUGAUGCUGCCCCAGGACCUCUUCGAGCUGCAGUUCAAUCUGUCCCUCUACUGGGGUCAUGAAGCGCUCUUCCAGAAGAAGAUUCUACAGGCUCUGGAGUUCCACACCGUGCCCUUCCGGCUGCUGGCUCGGUACAGAGACCUGAAUCUCACCCAGGACGCCUACAAGCCCCGGCUUUACACCUCGCCCACCUGGAGCGCCUCUGUAACGGCCGCUUCCCAAGCCUUCUCCCACUAUGGGUACAACACCUACCGCUAUGGGUACAACGCCUACCAGUCCUUCCAGACCCAGCAGCACCCCAGCUUCCUCUUCCUGGACAAGUUCGUCUCCUGGUCUCCCGUCUACCUGCCCACCGUCCAGAGCUGCUGGAACUACAGGUUCUCCUGCUCGUCUGACGAGCCCCCCAUCCUGGGCCUCUCCAAGUCCGGCUACUUGGAUCCCACCAUCGGCUAUGAAAACAAAGCGCUGAUGCUCUGUGGGGGGCGCUUCGUGGCCCACGUCGCUGAUUUCAAGGGCUCGAAGGCGGUGAUCCCCAGCGCUCUGGGCACCAACAGUUCCAGGAGCGCCUCUCUCUUCCCCUGCCAGGCAGGGUCCUUCAGUGGCUUCCAGGUGGUCAUCCGCCCCUUCUACCUGACCAACUCCUCGGCCGAGGACUAGACGGGAGGCUGGGUGAGCCGAGGGGGCGAGGGACGGGAGCACAGAGAAGCGAGGCGCCUCCCAGGAUGCCCCCCGCCCCCAGCUGAGCCUCUCUCAUCCUUCCUUCCUCUGCAUGCACCUCCAGCAGCUGCCACCAGAUGUCCCCUCUGCUUCCACUGAGUGCUCUGAGCUUGGAGAAAUUACUGGAAGGUUUCACCUAGUGCUCACCAGGGUGGUGAGAAUUCCUGUUCUCCCACUGCCUGGCCGGUUUGUCGGGAAGCAACAGGUAGAGCAUGACACUGUGAGAUUGUCCACACUGCCUGUCUCUGUCUCAGUCCUCUGUUGUCCUUUGUCUGAGAUCAUUAAAAUUGCAUCGUGGU
Equus quagga is the source of this 2219-nucleotide messenger RNA. RefSeq names its product galectin 3 binding protein (gene LGALS3BP). Gene Ontology annotation, molecular function: protein binding. The record is from RefSeq and is a predicted model, not a curated record. The coding region runs from base 157 to 1860 and encodes 567 amino acids. Gene Ontology annotation, cellular component: membrane; extracellular matrix. The transcript is spliced from 6 exons. NCBI's taxonomy places the organism in Eukaryota, Metazoa, Chordata, Mammalia, Perissodactyla, Equidae.